AUGUUGCAUAGAAGGGCUGCACAAUUACAAAAGCAUGCAUCUCACAAUAAAUUAGAGGAAAAAGAUGUUGAAAAGUUCGCUUCUAUCUUGUCCACUCCAGAAACAUCUUUGUUGACCACACUGAAAACCUCAAAAGGACCAAAACCAGUCGAUGCUUCGGAAUUGGAUUUGUUCAACAAUGAUUGGAUGAACAAAUAUCAUGGACAAUCAGUUUGCGUUCUUAAACCAAAAACGACCCAAGAAGUUUCAGAAAUUAUGAAGUAUUGCUUCGAACGCAAAUUGGCAGUAGUGCCACAAGGUGGAAAUACAGGCUUAGUAGGAGGAGGUGUUCCUGUUUUGGACGAAGUGAUCAUCAAUCUAGGAGCAAUGAACAAAAUUCGAUCUUUCAAUGAGAUCAGUGGAACGCUUGUUUGCGAUGCAGGCUGCAUCUUGGAAUCACUAGACAACCAUAUUGCCGAAAAGGGAUACAUGAUGCCAUUGGAUUUGGGGGCCAAGGGUAGCUGUCAAAUUGGUGGAAAUGUUGCCACAAAUGCAGGUGGUUUGCGAUUCUUACGCUAUGGAAGCUUACACGGAAACGUGCUUGGACUCGAAGUAGUACUGCCCAAUGGAACCGUUCUAGAUGGCUUGUCGACGCUGAGAAAAGACAAUACCGGUUUCGAUCUCAAGCAACUAUUCAUCGGUAGCGAAGGUACGAUCGGACUAAUUACCGGUGUAUCAAUCAUUACGCCCAGAAGACCAAGUGCCUUUAAUGUUGCCGUCUUUGCUGUGGAUAGUUUCGAAGCUGUUCAAAACGUCUUUUCGAAGGUCAAAGCACACUGUGGAGAAAUUCUGUCCGCCUUUGAGUUCUUUGAUAAUCAAAGUUUGGAAAUGGUGAAAGCACAUGCGACUGCCGGUGUCAAGGAUCCGUUCCAAGACAAGCAUCCUUUCUACGUCCUGAUCGAAACAAGUGGAAGCAAGAAAGAGCACGAUGACGAAAAAGUGAACGAAUUGUUGGAAGAAUUGAUGGAAUCCAGUGCAAUCGUGGAUGGUGUACUGGCACAAGAUGAAACACAAGUGCAAUCGCUAUGGGCAUUGAGAGAGUCUAUUCCAGAAGCAGCAGGAAAGCUAGGCAGCACAUACAAAUAUGACGUUAGUAUGCCAGUUGAAUUGAUGAACGAAUUGGUGGAAGAUAUGCGUUCUCGAUUGGACAAACAUGGAUUGAUGGGCAACAAGGUGAAGGAGGUGGUCGGAUAUGGACAUAUCGGAGACGGUAAUUUGCAUAUCAACAUCAUCGCAGAUAAAUUCGAUCCUGCUGUCGAAGAAGUCAUCGAACCAUACAUUUAUGAAUGGCUAGCGAAAGUUAACGGAUCCAUUUCUGCUGAACAUGGACUGGGAAGGAUGAAAGGAGAGAAGAUCGGUUACUCGAAAUCACCUGCUUCAGUAGCAAUCAUGAAAGACAUCAAACAUUUAUUCGACCCAGAGAAUCUACUCAACCCGUACAAAUAUCUACCGUCCGAUAAAUAAAUGAAUGCCUCUUUGUAUUGUUAGACCAGAAAUCAAUUUUCAAUCUUACUAAUCAUGAUG
Messenger RNA from Meira miltonrushii, 1563 nucleotides. RefSeq names its product putative DLD2-D-lactate dehydrogenase. The record is from RefSeq and is a predicted model, not a curated record. Gene Ontology annotation, cellular component: mitochondrion. NCBI's taxonomy places the organism in Eukaryota, Fungi, Basidiomycota, Exobasidiomycetes, Exobasidiales, Brachybasidiaceae. Gene Ontology annotation, molecular function: FAD binding; catalytic activity. Bases 1 to 1503 code for a protein of 500 amino acids. The transcript has 2 exons.